Messenger RNA from Fulvia fulva, 1638 nucleotides. RefSeq names its product Phenylacetyl-CoA ligase epaB. NCBI's taxonomy places the organism in Eukaryota, Fungi, Ascomycota, Dothideomycetes, Mycosphaerellales, Mycosphaerellaceae. The record is from RefSeq and is a predicted model, not a curated record. Gene Ontology annotation, molecular function: CoA-ligase activity. The transcript has a single exon. Gene Ontology annotation, biological process: secondary metabolic process. Bases 1 to 1638 code for a protein of 545 amino acids.
AUGCCUUUCCUAGCACAAGAACACUUCCCUCUGUCCAACGAAGACAUCCUGUCAUGGACCUUCGACCAUGUGAAGUACGACUGGGACGAGCCCAUCUACAUUGACGCCUUGAAGCCAGAGAGAUCAGUCUCUGCGAGACAAGCCAAGAAGCUCGUACGACAGCUCGCCGCAGGCUUCAGAGCAUUGGGCUUGAAGAAGGGCGACUGUGUAUCCAUCCACAGCUUCAACGACAUCUACUACCCGAUCUUCUUCUUGGGUGUGCUCGCUGCGGGGGGAGUCUACGCUGGCACAAAUCCCGCAUACACACAGUACGAACUCGCGCACACCACCAAGAUUGCCCACGUCAAGUACAUCCUCGUCCAGCCAGAACUGUACAAGCACGUUCUAAAAGCCGCCGAAGAGAACGGCAUUCCCAAGAAGAACAUCAUCAUCUUCAACCCCAACGGCGAAGCAGCACCUCCCGGCUUUCUCCAAUGGCAAGACCUCCUCAAACACGGCGAAGCAGACUGGGAGAACUUCGACGACUACCAAACCGCCUACGAACGCGGUGCUGCCCGUCUCUACUCCUCCGGCACAACAGGCCUCCCCAAAGCCGCCGAACUCUCGCACCUGAACCUCACCUCCCAGCACACUCUCGUCUACGAAAGCUACCCCCGCACCUACGCGGUGCGCCGCUGCCUCGCACUCCCCAUGUUCCACGCCGCCACCGCCCCCAACGCCUUCUGCACGCCCCUCCGCAUGGGCAACAAAGCCUACGUCCUCCCGCGCUUCGACCUCGAGACGUGGUUCUGGUGCCAUGAAAAGUACGAAAUCACCGACUUAGCCGCCGUGCCUCCCAUCGUAGUCAUGGCGAUCAAUUCCCCUUUGAAAGAGAAGUAUAGCCUGAAAGCAGCGAAGGUGGGCAAUAUCGGUGCUGCGCCGUUGGAUAAGGCGCCGCAGGCGAGGAUGCAGACUCUUCUGGCUGAGGGGGCGCCGUUUACGCAGGUUUGGGGCAUGACGGAGACGAGUUGUAUCGCGACAAGACAUCCUUUCCCCAACGACGAUGAGACCGGUUCGGUAGGGUUCCCGAUCCCGAACCUCGACAUCAAACUCGUCGAUGAUGACGGAAAGGACAUCACAGCCUACAACGUUCGCGGGGAGAUUUGCAUCAGGGGACCUACAGUCAUCAAGGGAUACUACGAAAACCCCGAAGCGAACGCACGAGACUGGGACAGCGAGGGCUUCUUCCACACGGGAGAUAUCGCUUGGAUAGACCCCGAGACGGGGAAGUACUACAUAGUCGACCGGAAGAAGGAGCUCAUAAAAGUCCGAGGCUUCCAGGUCGCGCCUCCAGAACUGGAAGGCGUCCUCCUCUCGCACCCGGAGAUCGUGGAUGCGGCUGUGAUUGGAGUUCCGGAUUCGAGAGGGUACGAGUUGCCGCGUGGGUACAUCGUGAGGAGGGAUGUCAAGAGCAAUAAGCCGACGGCAGAUGAGGUUCAGACUAUGAUGAAGGAGAAGCUUACAGACUACAAGAAAUUGGCCGGCGGUGUCGUGUUCGUGGAAGCGAUACCGAAGAAUGCGUCAGGGAAGAUCUUGAAGCGUAUUUUGAGAGACCAAGCUGAGGCGGAGAUGAAGAUGGAAGGCAAGGCGAAGCUAUGA